AUGGAUCACUGCUGCAGUAAAAUUCUUGACACGUUAGACUGCCAAAGCUAUAUCAGGAAAGAGAGGAGAAAAACGCAGUAUUUCAUCCUUUUGAGUUUUAAACAAGACUGGGUGAAGAUAGAGAGGAUUUGUUAUAAAGUUGUGGUUACAUGUAGCUACUUGACAGGGGAUGAACAAUACUAUAUAAAGAGUACAGACAGCAAUGUGAAUUGCAGACAACAGACAACACUUGUGAGAUCACAGUCGCAUCACCCUACAAGGAACCCCCAGCAGAGGUCUCAGCCUGAAAAGGACAUUGACGAGGUUUAUGUCACUCAUGUACCACAGCUUCCAUCAGAGCAUCAGUGCCGCCAAACUCCUGAAUGUGACACUGGAACACCUGCAGCACAUUACCUGACAGAGCAUCUACAGCCACGUGCUCAGCAGGUGAAGGUGUAUGAUGAGCUUUCUCUUACUCCUACUCCAAGACUUCAGUCAGGACAUGGCUACAACAGGAGCUCUGAAUGUGACACAACUAAGAAAUUAUAUACACAGAAAGAAACGCACAAAUGUGCUAAAUGCAAUAAGUCUUUCACAUGUGCCAGUGGCCUGAAAAAGCAUCAAGCCAUUCACACAGGAUUAAAACCAUAUAAAUGUACUGAAUGCAGUAAGUGCUUCACAUAUCUAAGCAACCUUCGACAGCAUUAUGCCAUUCACACAGGACUAAAACCAUAUAAAUGUACUGAAUGCAGUAAGUGCUUCACAUAUCUAAGCAACCUUCGACAGCAUUAUGCCAUUCACACAGACUUGAAGCGAUAUAAAUGUACUGAAUGCAGUAAGUGCUUCACACAACUCAGACGUCUUCAGGCACAUUGUGCCAUUCACACAGGUAUGACACCGCAUAAAUGUACUGAAUGUGGUAAGUCUUUCACAUGGGCCUAUAGACUGAAAAAGCAUCAAGCCAUUCAUACUGGAGCGAAACCAUAUAAAUGUACCGAAUGCAGGAAGUGUUUCAGAAAUCUCAGCAAUCUUCGACUGCACACAGAAUUGAAGCGAUAUGUAUGUACCGAAUUUGGUAUGAAGAGUACAGAUGGCAAUGUGAAUUGCAGACAACAGCCAACACUUGUGAAAACAGAGUUGCAUCACCCUAGAAGGAACCUUGAGCAGAGUUCUCAGUCUGGAAUGAACAUUGACAAGGUUUAUCUCACUCAUGUACCGCAGCUUCCAUCAGAGUAUCACUGCCAUCAAACCCCUGAAUGUGACAAUGGAACACCUGUGACACAUGACCUGACAGAGCAUCUACAGCUGCAUGCUCAGCCGGUGAAGGUAUAUGAUGACCUUCCUGUCUCUUCUGCUUCAACACUUCACUCAGGACAUGGUUGCAGCAAGAGCUCUGAACUUGACAGAACUAAGGGAUUUCACACAAUGAAAGAAAUGCACAAAUGUGCUGAAUGCAAUAAGUCUUUCACACGUGCCAGUGGCCUGAAAAAUCAUCAAGCCAUUCACACAGGACUGAAACCAUAUAAAUGUACUGAAUGCAGUAAGUGCUUCAAAAUUCUCAGCAACCUUAGACAGCAUCUUGUCAUUCACACAAAAUUGAAACCAUAUAAAUGUACUGAAUGCAAUAAGUGUUUCUCAUGGCUAAGCAAUCUUCGACGGCAUCUUGCCAUUCACAAAGGAGAGAAUAAAGGGAUAAAAAAGUGCCCAAUCCUGGUAGGUGCACUGAUACCAGGAUUGGGGAAAAAUGACAGUGUAGAAUCCUCAAAAUAUGGAAGCAUUCCUACAAUGUUAGCAUCAUUACGGAAGAUGAAAAGUGAUUACUGGCUCAUAAUGGUUCGAAGAUCCCAGAGACUGAAGCUUGGGCACAGAAGGCAGGAAACAGGCUGUAGGGAGAAAGAAGAGAAACAGAAUCUGUGUGCUAAAAAUGGGGGAACAGAGCUGUGCUGUGGAGAGCACAGACAGAGACUGGAGUUAUUCUGCAAGGAAGAUGAGACUUUUAUCUGUGUCUUGUGUGUUCCCAGCCAUUCCAGUCAUGGAGUUGUGCUCCUCUAUGAGGCAGUCAGUGUGUAUAAGGAAAACCUGAAAAUGGCAUUAACAUCUCUACAGUCCAAACUUAAGUACUUUAAAUACUUGCAAAACAAACAGGAGAAGAAUGUUACAGAUAUACAAGAAAACGCUUUGAAUUUGGAACAAGACCUGAAACAAGAAUUCGUAAAACUGCAUCAUUUUCUCAGGAACAAGAAACAAAAUCUCAUCCAGCAUCUUAAGAAUGAAGUAAACAUUCUAAAACAUACAGGAAGAAAUCUUGCUUUCAUUAAAGACGACAUUAUUAACCACCACAGGGAUAUGACUGAUACUAACUCGGUGGUCAAGAAUGAAGAGCAGGAGAUUUUGAAGGAGACUAAAGAAAAAUCUGACUGUGUUAAAAAUGAUGUGAUGGACAAUCAAGAGAUUUUGUCUGACAGUAAACUAGAGGUCAGAAAUCGGAAGCCUAAUGGUUUGCUAGAUGAAGAUACUCUCAGUUUAGAACAGUACAUUAUACAAGAAUUUGCAAAACUGCACCAGUUUCUCUUCGACAAGGAACAGAAACUCAUCCUCCAGUUUAACAAAAAAGAAGCAAAUAUUCUGAAAGAGAUGGAAGAAACUUAUGAAUCCAAAAAACGUGACACUACUAACCAUGUGGUAGCACCUGCUUCUAACUCAGAGUUCAAGAUUAAAGAAGAGAGGGUUCUAAAAGAGAUUGAAAUAAGACCUGAAUUCGGUGAAAAUGGUGUCAUGGUGUCUAAGAAGACUCCAUCUGAGAGUUCUUUGGAGCUUGAAGAACAAUCUGUUAUGUUAACAGUCCCUGAAACCUUUGAGGAUGUUGCUGUUGCUUUCUCAGAAGAGGAGUGGAAGUUGUUAAGGAAACACGAUAAAGAGCUGUACAGGGAAGUGAUGGUACAGAACUACGAAUCCAUGAUUUCACUAGGAUACAACAUUCCCCCAGAGACAUUGUUACUACUAUUAAAAGCAGUUGAUGGAGUUCCAGAUGGUGAUAUAGAAGGGAAAAGUACCACGGAACAGAAAAAUCUUAAAGAUUACCUGUACAGUAUCAGAAAAACAGAAUGCAGUCAGACUUGCAGUCAGCAGUCAUUGCUUGGGGCACCAAAAUUACAUCACCCAACACAAACACUGCAGCAGUGCGCUCAGACUGGGAAUGGCUAUGAUGGACUUCAUCUUGGUCCUCUACCACAGAUCCCCCCAGGAUAUAAGAGGAAAAAGAGCUCUGACCUUGACACAAGUCAAAAAGCUCACACAGAGACAAAACCAUAUAAAUGUGCUGAAUGUAGUAAAUGUUUCACAUAUCUUAGUAAACUCCAACGGCAUCUCUCUACUCACACGGGAGAGAAACCAUUUAAGUGUGCUGAAUGCAGUAAGAGCUUUGCACACAAGUGGCACCUGAAAUCUCAUCAGUCCUCUCAUACUGGGUAUAAACCCCAUAAAUGUGUUGAAUGCAGCAAAUGCUUUUCAAGGAAGUGUGAACUGGUCCGACAUCAACUUACUCACAUGGGACUAAAACCUUAUAAAUGUGCUCAGUGCAGCAAAUCUUUCACACAAAUCAGUACUCUAAGACAGCAUCAGGCCCUUCACUCGGAAGACAAGCCAUGUAAAUGUGCUGAAUGCAGCAAGUGUUUUGCACAAAAGCAACAGCUAAGACGCCACCAGCACACUCACGCAGAAAAUAAACCAUAUAAAUGCACUGAGUGCAGUAAAAGCUUCACCUGUAUGAGUUACCUUCAACAGCAUCGCUUUAGUCACAGUGGGGAGAAGCCUUAUAAAUGUGCCGAAUGUAGUAAGAGUUUUUCAUGUAGCAGUAAUCUGGUGCGCCACCAGGCAGUUCACACUGGGGAGAAGCCGUACAAAUGUACUGAAUGCGGAAAAUGUUUUUCACAGAGCAGUACAUUAAUGCAGCACCAGACCAUUCACACAGGAGACAAACCAUACCAAUGCACUGAAUGCAGUAAAUGUUUCUCACGUAGCACGACUCUGAUGCGCCAUCGUGCCAUUCACACAGGACAGAGACCGUAUAAAUGUACUGAAUGCAGUAAGUGUUUUAUAGAUAAAAGUCAUCUCCUGAGACAUAAAAAAACUCACAAUUCUAGGUACACUGCUGUUAUUGAGAAUAUCACUCUUGACAAAGAUAGAACCAACACUGAUUGCACGAACAUUUAAUCCCUAAUUUAGGAAAGGAAUCUAUUCCUGCCACAGUAUUAAAAGCCCUAGACAUUUGGAGAAGUGAAAAAAAGCCAAACUGAUGUGCAAAAUCCUUAUUUUCAUCAAUCUUCAAUUGUAUUAGGCUGAAUAAUGAGCAAAAAUGAUACCCAUGUAGUUACAGUGCCAAAAGGAGUAACCAAGCUAAUUAAAAAAAAAAUUUAAAGCAUAUUUAAAUAUGCUACUAACAGAGGUGUGGCUCCUUACAUGUGAGAAGAAUGCUGUUAGCAAACUUCAAAGGCUGAAGCACUGCUGAUUUUAUGGAUUUCAGCUAUGCUCUAAAUUAGGAAUGGAGUCCCCUCCUACAACAUCAUUAAUACCCCUGUAAUGUGGAGAUGUUAAAAGUGAAGAAAAGUGUAUAAAUGUGCUGACAGCAGCAAGCAUUCUUCAGAAGUUACAGUAUCAGCAGAUGUUGAUGGGGAAAAUGUGCAAAUACUCUGAAUGCAGUAAGUGGCAAGGUGUUUUAAAUAUAAAAAAAAUCCCUAAAAUCCAGCCAGGUCAUUUCCAGAGGAAAAGCACAAUAUGUAUGUAAAUCGAAAAAUACAAUAAUUUGGCAAAAUUGUUACACAGGGACUGUGCAUGCCAUAGAUGUCUACCUUCAAUCUCCAACAUGUGGAACAGUAACUCUCAUAAUGUGAAACAAAUGGGCAAAAUGUGGAAUGGUUACCAACAAUGUUCACAGCAUGGUUAAAAAAAAACUGAUAAUUCAUACUUACAAAAAGCUCUGUUAAUGAAUUAAUAUGCUUCAGUAUUAAUUACCAUGUAGAACUGUUAAAACAUUCUUAAUGUCUGUGACAAACCCUGGAGAACCUGCACAGAAAAUGGAAUUUUUAAGACUUAAGUGACAAAUGUUCCUCAUAACAAAUUAUGAUGCAGAUACACCAAUAUACAAGUAGCUGCGAAGAAUUAGAAACAUGAACUACGAAGAAUUACUAGAAAUGAAGAAAUAAUGAUGAUAAGAACAGUUAAAGCAGAAACAAGAAAAUGUAAGUUGUAGAAAUAACUACAUCUACUGAUCACAGUGUUCUGUAUACGGAGAAGCUGGAUAUUAGGACAUGCAAGCAGAAAGUAAGGUAAUAUGGAAUAAACCAACACCAGCAUACUUCCAGAGCAGCUUAACUAAAAUAAUAAUAAUAAUAAUAAAAAAAAAAACAAUCCAGACAUAGUUCAGAAUGUUUCUGAUACAGCUUCUGUAUGAACUACAGAAGGUAGUAAUUCUGGUUACAUUCUGGGUGCUGAGAUGAGCACUCUUGGUAAAUAGCACAGUUUGAAGAAUCACUGAUUUCAUGAACUUUGUAUCCUGACUUAAGAAUGAUAUUAAUUUCUAUCACAACAUUAAAAAACGUAAAACAUUUGAUAAAUUAAAAAAAAAAAUGCACAUGUGCUGAAUGCAGUAUUUCUUUUUUGCAGAAGCGUUGUUUACUCUCACACAGGUCUGAAUUAAGAGUUGGCAUCAGCAAGAGAAAGAAAAUCGUAUUGUUGCAACUCAGUUUAUUUUCAAGUAUUGGUAAGUACCUUCGUAUGACAGACCCUGUUUUUACAAAAUCUCACCAAGACGACACUGAUAUACAGACUGCAUUUUAUAUCAUGGAGAAUGAUAAAAUCAUGAAAAAGAAGACCUGGUGUACAGAUCCCAGGAAAAAGUGUCCUGUCCUGGUGAUUGCAGUGCUGCCAGGAUUGGAAAUAGCAGCGUAAAAUCCACAGCAUGAAAACAUCUCUACCACAGUGUACGCUAGGCUCAGAGCAAGAGUGGACCUUCUGCAGUGAAGAAUGUAGUAUUCCACAAAAACUGACAGGCUAAGCAAGAGGCAUGCAGAAAAUAGUGAACAGCUAUGGAGAAGAAGGGAAUAAUGUACUGCUACUGUUAUGCAAAUAAAAAGUACUCCUACCGUUACACAAAAACUACCGUUACGCAAAAAAAAAAGAAUUUUCAGACACAGGGUUACUGUUAUUCAAGGGGGGGGGCAGAAUUUCCAGACACAGGAUAUAGAGCAAGGGUAAGGGAGAGAUUAGAAGAAAGAAAAGCACCUGCACAAGAAAAAACGUUAAAAACUACAAAUAAUGUAAGAUUCUUGAAACAACAAAUCAGAACAAAACAUUACAUUCAUAAUGAAACUGCAGGAUACCAGGAAAAGAAAGCAACAGAUGUUGUGAAACAAGGUUUUAAAAAAAACAAAAAAUGAUCGAAUGUUAUAAAAAGAAACCUGGGCAUGUAAAAGAAAAAGAUAUCUGAUAGUUUGCGAUAUUUAUGCACAAAACACAGCCUAACUAAUGAGUAUGAAAAAUACAUCUUAAAAAGUAUUUGAUAAAAGAUAUAGGCAAAGGCAUCCAAGUAUGGUACAUUUCACAAUUUAAAAAAAGAAAGAUGGAAUGUAAUUGAUAAAAUGUGGUUGAAUGAGGCAGAGAUUAAACAAACAGAAAUUGAAGUGGCAGACCAUGUGCAAAGCGAUGGAUUUAAUGUGAAAGCUGUGGCACAGGUGAUAUUGCAUAUUGAUGGAUGAAGACAUUUAAUGUGGAAGCUGUGGCACAGGUGAUAUUGCAUAUUGAUGGAUGAAGAAAUUUAAUGUGGAAGCUCUGGCACAGGUGAUAUUGCAUAUUGAUGGAUGAAGACAUUUAAUGUGGAAACUGUGGCACAGGUGAUAUUGCAUAUUGAUGGAUGAAGACAUUUAAUGUGGAAGCUGUGGCACAGGUGAUUUUGCAUAUUGAUGGAUGAAGACAUCCCCAAAUGGAGAACAGCAGAUCGAGCAGUACGCAUCUGAAGACUAUACAUCACAAAAUUAUGUUCAGGAACUUUCUGUAGGGUACUAGUUAGAACUGCUGAACAAGAGAAUGAGCAAGAAGUUGUUGAAACUGUGAAAUAUGUAAUAUAAUGUGUUGGGCCAAUGAGACUCCAGAUGAAAGAGCAACAGCUGGAAGAGAAUGCAUCUGAAGAUAUGACACUGGAUGAUAUUCUGCAUCUUUCAGUAGGACACAGAAAAGCAAUACCUUACUAAAAGGAUCCAAGACCUAAACAACCUGUCCUAUAUGGGACCAACUCAGAGCACUGCCACUAUACUCAAUAUCCUACAGACUGCUAGGAGGUGACCUGUUUCUGGCAUCCUCUGGCCUGAUACUGGUGGAUUUACUGUACAUCAAGUCAGAUCGCAUUAGAAACAUUGUUUAGGAAGCUAAACCUCUUCCGCAACCUCAGCAAAACUGGAGGCACAGUUAUAUCUCACAGAAGGUAUCACUACUCUGAGACAGACUCCCCAUCCAUAUAAAGUGAAGUUCAUCCCUGUCCAUAUAGUCAAGUGCAACUUGGAUCUGUGGAUGAGAAACCAAAACUUUACAGGAUGACUGCUACUAAUGGACAGAGGCAGCUCCUAAAUACUUUAACCCAUGCAUGGGUCCCAUCAAAUUAUCAAUGCUAUGAUCCCAAUUAGUCUCAUUAGGGGAUAGUACAUAAUCAUCAAUCAUGGGAUGGGUAAGACCAAUCUCUAAUCAAAUGAGAUUGGUUAAUUCAAGCACAAAAAAGGGAAAUUAGCUAGGCUUAAAAUGGUCUGCAAGAGCAGCUAGCCUACGAAUGAAACUGAGACUCUCAUAAUAGUCCAGUUGCACAGCAAGGGAAACAGCAAGAAGCAGAGAGCAAGCUGGAUGCUGUUAGUCUAGAAGAGAAUGAUCUAAGACAAAACCUGAUUAGUUUAAUAGACAUAUAAAGAUAGAUGGAAGAAAUAGAGUUCGGCAAGUAGAUAAGUUUCAAAAUAUUAGAAGACUGGUGAAACAGCUCAACACAGUAAUCAGGACUAUUAAGAGAAAUUCAAGUGAUACAACAAGAAUAAAUAGGCGAUACUACUGGGCAGCUAAACUAAUGAGAUAAAGUAUUGCCACAAAAACAAAGAAUAACAAAGGAAAGGAAGGUAACAAGUAGAUUGCCAGUGUGAAAGCAGUAAAUAGAAAAAACUAUAAAGCAAGUUGUACAAGAAGUAUCACAGUUAGAAUACACAAAAUGGAACAGAUGGUCAAAAAUUCUUCGAAAUAUAUAUGUGAUAAAAGCAACACAAAGCCUCAAAACAGAAGAGGAUUUAGCAUCCACUAUUUCCAAUCGUAAACUAAAAAUAUCAGUGCAAGCAGAAAAACUUGAAAGGUAUGCAGAUAAAGGAAGAGUAUCAAAAACUAGUUUUAUGAAGAAUUGGGAAACUAGGCAAAAGUAAUAAAAAUACCACCACCUCCAAAAAAUGAGGAAAUGUACAUUUUGGAGAAGAAUUUUAAAGUCCCCAUUGAACCUAAGAUUCCAAAUGGACAGAAGAUUUAAAAGAAAUACCAAUUCCAAAUAUUGAAGAUAAGACAUUGGAGGAAGAAACAAAGAGAAAAUUGAGACCUAAUUGAGAAAAACUCCUAACUGGAAAAACUGAGAUCUAGAUGCUGUACCUAAUUUGUGGCUAAAGGUAGUGAAAUCUGUUUUUAGCGUAAAGUCUAGAAACCAGCCUUUUUUCAAAGACAUCUCAUUUACUUUUUAUGGAUGAUUUCAAACUAUGUAGCUCAUCAGAUGAGGAUCUGGAAGCACAGCUACAAAUGUUUAAAACUUUCUCAGGUGCUAUAAAGGUGACAUUUGGUCUUGAUAAAUGUGCAAACAUUUUAGCAGGAAAAUUGAAGACUCAAGAAAAUAUAAAUUUGGGGGAGGAAUGUGAUUUAAAAGAGUUGUAACAUGAAGGACUAUAUAACUCUGGGAAUAUAUGAAGGGACAGUAAUGCAGCAUGAAAAAAUGAGCACAUAGGGGUUGUAGAAGACUGAAAUUAAUACCAAAAACUGUUUUGAUAUCUAAGAACAAAGUUGUAAAUCAUCUUGCAUUUCCUGUUGUCCUGUUUUCAUUUAGAGCUUUGGAGUGAUCACCUUAACCCCAACAGGGUUGACUAAAACUUUAUGGGGGGAGCACUUCAUGCCCAUCAAAGUGUUUUUUUAAGAUAAUAUAUCACUCACUCUAAAGGAGAAGUGAGCCUUUUUGAAAUUGACUACAUAUAUAGGUCAAUGAGUGUGGGACUUAUUUAUUGACAUUGAAUGAUACAGACAUGGUGAACGUUCUAAAUCAUGAAGAAAAGAUUGCUCAGGUGUCAGAAACUUUUAGGAAGGGAGCAGGAAAUGGAAAUCAAACUGGAAAUUAACAAAAGAACAGGCACAACCAGAACAUGAAAAUAGAGACAAAAACAGAGUACAAAGAAUGUGAUCAGAGAAAAAGUUAAACUGGAAAGCCCAAAGUUAUAGUGGCAAGAACUGAAAACUGUUGGAACAACCACAUGUUUGUCAGGAAUUGAUGCAUGAAUGUCUCAGGUGAAAUUAAUUUAAACCAAAAGUUGAAAGGAUAAUAUUGGCAGCACAAGGUAGUAGACUACAUACACGAUGGUGCACAAAAUGUAUAGAAAAGGCAGGAGAUGUAGAACAAAUGUAGGUUCUACAGUGCAGAUGUAGAACAAUUGUACAUCUUGUUACUCAUUGCAAUACUCAUACUUAACGUCAAAACAAUGUGAUAAGGUUGUUAUCCUGGAGACUGGAUAAACAUUACAACAUACAGGCACUUGAGAAGCAUUCAAAACAUUAGCCACAAAAGAUCGUUGGAAUUGAAAAUCUCAUGAGAUAAUUCAAUGUCAGCAGCUAAGAAGAUAGCAGAAAAGGAAACCAGAUAUAGUAGUCGAAAAGAAAGACAAAAGCAGUAUUGUUUAUUGUACCCAGUGACCAUAGUGUCUUACAGACUCGAAGACAAAGUUAUAAAACAUUAGGACAUGCAAGCAGAAACAAGAGCAAAAUGGAAUAAGGACACCUAAAAAGUUGCAGUGAUAGUAGGAGCAACUGGGAUAAUAAAAAUAUCUAGUCCUAUUUAAAGAUACUACCAAAACAAGUAGUCCCAUAAGAACUACCUCAAAAGGAAAUACUGGGUACACUGAGGAAAAACAGUUUUGACAAACGUCAAAUAUUGAAGCAAAACUAAUGUCAUGAACUUUAAUUAUGCCCUGACACUGGAAUGUGGCCAGUUCUUGUCACAGUAUUAAACUAGAUAUCUGGAAAAAUUAAAGCUGAAAAAAGCAUUUGAUAACACUCCAUAGUCUAGACUGAAGAGUGCUUACAGAUUUAUAAGAUUAACCACACACUGAAAUAUUACACAGCAGUUACAAUAUGGCAUUACAUUUAGAACAGACUGCAAAAAAAGGGCAAAUUAUUAUCCCAGGUGUAAGCAGCCACUAAAGAAUUUUCCAGAGUGAUUCUUUGUCACCAUUGCUGCUUUGUGUUGUCCUCUAAUUAGUAUUGUUUAUUUAACAGAUUAAUAUACAGAUACAGUCUGACUUUUUAAAAAACAAUUCUGUCAGAUAGUAUCUAUUUCUUAUGGAUCAUCCAAAAGUGAGUAGCAACUCUAAAUGGUUAACACUUUUUUUAAAUUAUAUAAAAUGACAAACUGGCUCUGACAGAUGACUGAAAGGAAUAUUUAUUGUAAGAAGACUGAAGCAUCCAGAAAAUAUCAAUUCAGGAGAGGAAUGUUACCUAAAGAACUGGAAAAGGGAUAUGUAUAACUAUCUGGGAAUAUUUGAAGGGGCAACAAUAAAACAAAAGUGAGAACAAAGCUUAGUAGGCUAAAACUAUUAAUGAAACUCCAUCGCCAUCAAAAAAUAAAGUUCAAGCUGAAACUCAGCUUGUCCUCUCUGUUUUAAUUUAUAGCUUUUACAUAAUUGGCCCCCAAAGGUGAUGGAUCAGGAGCUAUGAAAAUAAGACGAAUGUUUAUUAAAUGAUGUAUAAAAACAUAUUUGGCAAGAUUAUAUAUCCCUUGGCCUGAAAGAGAUAUUGGUUUCUUUGAAAGUGAUUAAAUGUGUUGGGCAGCAAUAUACAUUUGCUUGAGUUAUUUAUUGUAUCUUACAUUUGUUUACCAGGAAAGUCUGAGUGGACACAGGUCCUUUUUUAGCAGAGGCCCGUGGAGAAAAGCCCCAGUUAAAGUAUUGCAAAUAUUGCAGAAACUAAAAUUAACAAAGAUGAAAAUAUUCACAAACAGUUGCAUAAUGCUGGAUAUUAUAAAUUAUGUAUUAGAAAAUAUUUAAAUCACACCUUUUGCAUGAAUAUUUACAGUUUAGUGGAGAGAGAAUGGUUUCCAGACCUUUACCACUCUUUGUGUAUUUAUUUAUAUUCCAUAAUUAGCUCACAUAGGAAAGGAUGUACCUCACACUUGUACAUGUAUGGUAAACAAUUGAAUGAGAGAGAGUCUAUUUUCCAGACAUUGCUACAUGUCAUGUAUGUAUAUAUAAACUAUUUAAAUAAGAAAGAGGUUAGUCUGAUUGAGGACAAAAUAAUGGAGAAUGAUGUAUCACAGUGGGUUGUAUUUAGUUAAGGAGUAAGAGGUUAGGUUUAUCCAGGGCUGUUGCAAGAAUAGAGCCAAGUAUCCAUUAAGUCUGCUUUUAGGAGUUCUUUUUAAAUUGUGUUAUAGCAAAGUUUGGGGUUAUUUGGCUUGUGAGUUUGUUCCAAAUUGAGUUUGAGAAGAGCGAGUCUCUGGCAGUAUUGUUAGCUUUGGUACCAUCUAGAAGAAGUUUUUUAGUGGAUCUUAGGGUUCUUGAGGCGGCGAUUAGUUGUAUAAAACUUUGGAAAGAUGUGGUUUUUCAGAUUGAUACAGCAUUUUGUGGGCAAAGUGUAAUAGUUGGGGAAGUUCUAACCAUUUUAGCUAAGUGACAUACAGUGAUGUGCCCUGUGUGCGGCACCAGUACCAAACUUGGCAACGUUAUUGUGACAAGAUUCCAGUUUCUUUAGGUCCAUUUUGUGGAAGUUGUUUAGCAUGGGGAGGCAUAUAGAAGAGCUGACAACAAGUGUGUGCAAGUGACGGUAGCUUUUGUAUCCAUUAGAAAUUGUUUGUUUCUGUAUAGAAAACCUAGAUUUUUGUGGACCUGCUUGAUGGAUUGAGCCGAUUAGCAGAUUUAUUUUAGAAGGGAUUAGGUCCAAAAAAAAACGGACCAAAAAUGCAGCGACAGAAAAUACUUAAGAGCAUAAUAAGCAGUAUAAGGAUCAUGAUCAGAAGGAAAGAAACUAGGAAUGACUACAGUUACGGCGUCAGGUAUACAAGACUACUGAAGCGAGCAUGUGUUGAUCAAAAUGUGAUGUAUGAAUGGACAAGGAGAGGUGAAUGUAAAGCAGAAGAUGAAUGAGUAAUGAUGGUAGCUCAAGGCAAUUAAAGCGAUACAUGUCGGUUUCCCAAAAUAUCAAUAGAGUUGAUAUUCAGAACUAGAAACAUUUUCACAUCUUAUUGCCGGCUGCAAUAUAUUUAUGGCUAAGAUAGCUGUAUACUGAAAGGCACACUGAUGUGUCAAGACUGCCACACUGGAGUCUGUAAGACAUUGCAGUAUACACACAGUUACAAAGUGUUGGAAACAUGAACAACAAAGAACUACUGAAAUGAAGAAGUAAUGAUGAUGCAAAGUCAUCCAAUGUCAACAGUAAGAAAGUAGAAGCAAGAAAACCAGUUAUUGCCAUUGAAAAAAACUAAAGGAUAAAACCAACGUUAAUUGUUGAAAUACAUGUACCUCAUGACUAGUUGUAUAUAUUGGACCUAGGCAGUUUUCAUGCUGUGUCAUAAAACACUUUUUAUACAUGCAUAAAUGCAUAUGCUAUUUUGGAUUCAUCAUCCCGGUUGUUUUUGAAUGUAUAUUUAUCUGCUACAUCAUUUUAAAUUAUAUUU
Protopterus annectens (West African lungfish) is the source of this 12907-nucleotide messenger RNA. RefSeq names its product zinc finger protein 850-like. The transcript is spliced from 11 exons. The record is from RefSeq and is a predicted model, not a curated record. Gene Ontology annotation, biological process: regulation of transcription by RNA polymerase II. Gene Ontology annotation, molecular function: DNA-binding transcription factor activity, RNA polymerase II-specific; zinc ion binding; RNA polymerase II cis-regulatory region sequence-specific DNA binding. NCBI's taxonomy places the organism in Eukaryota, Metazoa, Chordata, Ceratodontiformes, Protopteridae. The coding region runs from base 1 to 4191 and encodes 1396 amino acids.